Necator americanus (New World hookworm) is the source of this 666-nucleotide messenger RNA. RefSeq lists its product as uncharacterized. Bases 1 to 666 code for a protein of 221 amino acids. The transcript has 6 exons. NCBI's taxonomy places the organism in Eukaryota, Metazoa, Nematoda, Chromadorea, Rhabditida, Ancylostomatidae. Gene Ontology annotation, biological process: Mo-molybdopterin cofactor biosynthetic process. The record is from RefSeq and is a predicted model, not a curated record.
AUGAUUGCUACAGAAGUGAAAGCGCCUGCAAAGAACGCAUCAAGACGAUUAAGAGGAAUUGAGCGAAGUCACGCUCGUACUCGUAUUCUACAACCAAAACUUCACAUGUGCUCAGUCGCGUUUAAAGAGAUUAAGAAAGACCGUGACUCUAUUUCAGUAAGCGAUUCCAGUGCCGCGGGAAAAAGAAAAGAUCUAAGCGGUCCAGCGAUUGUUGAGUUGAUAAAGAAUUCCGAAAAAUUACGUGAUGCACAGGUGGUUUCCACUGUGACUAUUCCUGAUGAUCGAUCUUUGAUAGCGGCCACACUUCGCGAACGCACCAAUGAUAGUGAUAUAAUAAUUACCACUGGUGGGACUGGAUUUGCAGCGAGAGAUGUAACGCCGGAGGCAACAAUCGAUGUCCUGGAACGUCGGUGUACGGGUCUGGAAAUGGCGCUGCAUAGCCGUUCGCUGGCUGCUACUCCAAUGGCGGCUCUAAGCAGAGCAGUGGCGGGAAUUUCUGGUCACACUCUCAUUGUUAAUUUUCCUGGAAGUGUGAAAGCUGUCAGGGAAUGCUGGGAAGUACUAGAACCAGUGCUGAAUCACGCUGUCGAUCUUCUUCACGACCGCGAUGAUGGCUCGGUUCAUCAAGCUUUGGCGAAUCAAACUCAAUCCGAGGGUGACAAGUAA